This is a messenger RNA of Pediculus humanus corporis (human body louse), 846 nucleotides long. Its product is annotated as enolase-phosphatase E-1, putative. Gene Ontology annotation, molecular function: magnesium ion binding; acireductone synthase activity. The transcript has 6 exons. NCBI's taxonomy places the organism in Eukaryota, Metazoa, Arthropoda, Insecta, Psocodea, Pediculidae. The record is from RefSeq and is a predicted model, not a curated record. The coding region runs from base 1 to 846 and encodes 281 amino acids.
AUGGUAUCUGGAGAGAAAAGAAAUUGUGAAGGAGGAAAUUUGUUGGAUAAGACUGUAGCCAUAUUACUUGAUAUUGAAGGGACCACUACACCCAUUAGUUUUGUUAAGGAUGUACUUUUCCCUUAUGUUCGUGAAAAUUUAAAAUCUUAUGUCGAUUCUCAUUGGAACGAUGAAGAAUUUGCAGAAGAUUUAAAAGCAUUGAAACAACAGGCUAAAAAAGAUGAAGAAGAUAAAGUUGAAAAUUUAUGUUUAAUCGAAGAUGGGGAAAAAGAAAAGGAAACACUUAUUAAAAAUGUACUUUGGCAAAUGGAUCUCGAUAGGAAAACGACAGCAUUAAAACAAUUACAGGGUCACAUUUGGAGAGAAGGUUAUGAAAAAGGAAAAUUAAAGGGAAUCGUUUACAAUGACGUUUCACAAAUGUUAAAAAAAUGGUGUGAAAACGAUAAGAAAUUAUACAUAUAUUCAUCUGGGAGCGUUGAAGCUCAAAAACUAUUGUUUAAAAAUUCAGAAUCUGGAGAUCUUGAAACUUAUUUAAAUGGUCAUUUCGAUACUGAAAUAGGACCCAAAACGGAAGCUUCCAGUUACGUAAGCAUUGCCAAAGCCGUUGGACUUGACUGUAAUCAAAUCCUGUUUCUAACAGAUUCCAUAAAAGAAGCUGUUGCUGCUGACAAAGCGGGUAUGCAAGUCAACGUCGUCGUGAGAGAGGGUAACGUUCCACUCACGGACGAUGAGAAAAAAGCAUUCACGGUCGUGUCAAAUUUCAAUGACAUCGUUUUCGAGAGUAGCAAUAAGAAAAAGAAAUUGUGCGAAACGGGACAGGAAACUGAAAAAGUAGAAAACACAUGA